Ipomoea triloba (trilobed morning glory) is the source of this 666-nucleotide messenger RNA. RefSeq names its product dr1-associated corepressor-like. Gene Ontology annotation, biological process: regulation of DNA-templated transcription. The coding region runs from base 58 to 459 and encodes 133 amino acids. Gene Ontology annotation, molecular function: protein heterodimerization activity. The record is from RefSeq and is a predicted model, not a curated record. The transcript is spliced from 2 exons. NCBI's taxonomy places the organism in Eukaryota, Viridiplantae, Streptophyta, Magnoliopsida, Solanales, Convolvulaceae. Gene Ontology annotation, cellular component: nucleus.
UUUUCCAAUUCCAAACAACCCGCGCAGGCUCAACUCAAUUUCCUUUCCAAAGCAUCAAUGGCAGAAGAACUCCCUGAAGAAAACGGCGUAGAACGGACCUGCCGCCUCCAAAUCCCCACGGGUCGGGUCAAGAAGAUCAUGAAGAUUGACGACGAGGUCAAGAAGGUGAAUUCGGAGGCACUGUUUCUCAUCUCCCGAUCCACCGAGCUCUUUCUCGAAUUCCUCGCCGAGAAGUCGGCGGAAGUCGCAGUGGAGAAGAAGCGGAAGACUGUAAAGCUGGAGCACUUACGGCUCGCCGUCAAGAGGCACCGCCCUACCAGCGAUUUCCUCCUAGACUCUCUCCCGAUGCCUUCCCAGCCGUCCCAUCAACCGUCCAAAGCAAGCCGCAGUCGCUCCGACGAUAAGCCAGUUCCUCACGGGACACGAAAAAUCGAUGCCUUCUUUCAGAAAUGCACUUAGGAUUAUGAAUGGAUUAUCCCAAUUUCAACAGGCUAUUCGGUUUUUGCUAUAUACGCAGUGCAAAUUAACCUUCUCAGAGAAAUCUCUCAUUUCUCUUGCUAGGGAAAUCUGUCAGCCAGCAUUAGAUUUACUGCAACAAUUGUAUCAUUCUAAUUAUUCGCCUUUCCAUAAUUAUAAGUCGAAUGGAAGUUAUUUACUCCAUAUUUU